CAUUAUUUGGUUAGUUGAAUGAAAAAUUAGGGAAUGGGAAGUGUGAAACCUACCUAAAAUAUGGCUAUGUAGAUGAUAUUCAUUGAAGAGAGAGAGAAUAUAGAAGUGUAAAAAGAGAAAAUGGUGCCAGCUAUGAAUUAGAAGGAUCAAAGCUUUCUCUGAAGCUGUCAUCUAUCUCUCUCUUUCCUUAUAGUGCUCUGUUUCUCUCCACAUUCACACACUCUCCCUCUCUCUCUCCAUUAUUAAAUCACUUGUUGUUGUCUUUCUUUUUUCAAACCUUGGAAGCAAGGAAUUCUUUUUUGAUGAUUUAAUCGAAAGCUUCUUCCUCCAAACAAACAUCAAUGGCGGUUUAUCCUAACGUUAAUGGCGAUAAGAAGCACUGGUGGUUCACUCACAGAAAGGUAUAAGCGAUCUCUAACCUGGAAAUACAGUUCUUGAUUCAAAGAUCAUCAUCAAUCAUGUUAACUUUUUUUGGGUUUUCUCAGCUUGUUGAUAAGUAUAUAAAGGAUGCAACAACUUUAAUGGCAAGUGAGGAGGCAAACGACGUCGCUUCAGCUCUUCAUUUACUAGACGCAGCCUUAUCUAUCUCCCCGCGUUUGGAAACUGCGUUAGAGCUCAAGGCUAGAUCUCUCCUCUUCCUCCGUCGUUUCAAGGAUGUCGCCGAUAUGCUUCAGGAUUAUAUCCCCAGUCUUAAACUCGACGACGAAGGAUCCGCUUCUUCUCAAGGCUCUUCUUCCUCCGACGGUAUCAACCUUCUCUCCGACGCCUCUUCCCCUGGCUCCUUUAAAUGCUUCUCUGUUUCCGACUUGAAGAAGAAAGUCAUGGCAGGCAUUUGUAAAAAAUGCGACAAAGAAGGGCAAUGGAGGUAUGUGGUGUUGGGUCAAGCUUGUUGCCAUCUAGGACUAAUGGAGGAUGCCAUGGUUCUCCUACAAACCGGUAAACGCCUCGCCUCCGCCGAGUUCCGUCGCCGGAGUAUUUGCUGGUCCGACGAUAGCUUCCUUCUCCUCUCCGAAUCCUCCUCUGCUUCUUCUCCACCACCCGAGAGCGAGAACUUCACCCAUCUCCUCGCUCACAUCAAGCUUCUUCUCCGUCGUCGCGCCGCUGCAAUCGCCGCUCUCGACGCUGGACUGUUCUCCGAGUCGAUCCGUCACUUCUCCAAGAUCGUCGAUGGCCGUCGCCCUGCGCCUCAAGGAUUCCUCGCCGAAUGCUACAUGCAUCGAGCCGCCGCUUAUAGAUCCGCCGGUAGAAUCGCGGAAGCGAUCGCCGAUUGCAAUAAAACCCUAGCUCUUGAACCCUCGUGUAUCCAGGCGUUAGAAACCAGAGCCGCGCUUCUAGAAACGGUCAGGUGUUUUCCAGAUUCGCUUCACGAUCUAGAACACUUGAAGCUUCUCUACAACACCAUUUUACGCGAUCGGAAGCUUCCGGGUCCGGUGUGGAAGCGGCACAACGUGAAAUACAGAGAGAUUCCUGGGAAAUUGUGCGUUUUGACAACGAAAACGCAGAAACUUAAGCAGAAAAUCGCAAACGGAGAAACUGGGAAUGUCGAUUAUUACGGCUUGAUCGGAGUCAGACGCGGAUGCACCAGAUCGGAGCUCGAUCGAGCUCAUCUAUUGCUAUGUCUCAGAUACAAACCCGAUAGAGCCUCUUCUUUCAUCGAACGGUGCGAGUUCACCGAUCAAAACGACGUCGAUUCGGUUAGAGAUCGAGCCAAAAUGUCGUCUCUGUUGCUUUACCGUUUGAUUCAGAAAGGAUACACCGCCGUGACAGCGAUCAUAGCCGAGGAGCAGAGGAAGAACGCCAUUGCUCACGCUCAAAAGAUUGAAGAACGCAAACCGGUUGAAAAAUCCGGUUCUAUUAAGAGAACCGGAAACGCUGAAACGAAACCGGUAAAUUCCAAUGCGUACCAAGGAGUAUUCUGUAGAGAUCUCGCUGCGGUUGGGAAUCUACUAACCAGGGCUGGUUUCAACCAUCCAAUCCCGGUUAAAUACGAAGCGCUCACCUGCUAAAAAAUAUUGAACCGAAUUUUUUAUCCUACCAUGUCAGCCACUGGAAACGUCGUCGUUUCCGUAGAUUCGUCUUCGGACAGAAAAACAAAUCAUUCAGCCGUCAAAAAAGAAAAUAAAAUAAGAAAAUAUAUAUACAUUUGAUGUAUGAAUACAAAUGAAACAAUGUAUUUAGGUUUGGAAGAUUAUUCCAACUACAAGAAAAUUUUGUCACUUUACUUUUAUCUUCAAU
This is a messenger RNA of Arabidopsis thaliana (thale cress), 2235 nucleotides long. Its product is annotated as Tetratricopeptide repeat (TPR)-like superfamily protein. Bases 459 to 2006 code for a protein of 515 amino acids. The transcript has 2 exons. The record is from RefSeq and is marked reviewed. Lineage: Eukaryota; Viridiplantae; Streptophyta; Magnoliopsida; Brassicales; Brassicaceae.